Molecule: messenger RNA, 1020 nt
Organism: Phanerochaete carnosa HHB-10118-sp
Lineage: Eukaryota; Fungi; Basidiomycota; Agaricomycetes; Polyporales; Phanerochaetaceae
Exons: 10
Coding region: 1-1020 (339 amino acids)
Source: RefSeq, a predicted model, not a curated record
AUGGCCCUUCCGCUGCCGAAAGCAGACUUCAUAGGCACGCUAUUCGAGUUGUUGCUUUACGGAAUGUAUUUUGUGUCAUUUUGCCAGUUCCUUCGCGUGCUCUAUGUAAGGCACCAGGCGGGUCGACCGAUACUACUCUUCCUUACCGUCGCGCUGGUGAUAAUCUCGCUGGUAACGGCGCACCUAGUAAUGCAGAUUCUUCGCAUACUCCAGGCGUUCACAGAUCAUAUGGAUGUGGCGAACGCCCCGGUCACAUACUACUUCAUUACGCUCAGUACGCCUGCGAAGACGUCGAAGACUGCCAUUUAUAUGACGCUGACCCUUGUUUGCGAUGCCCUUCUGGUAUAUCGAGUGUUUGUGGUAUGCGGCCGCAAGUACCCCCCAAUAGUCAUCCCUUCUAUGCUACUAUCUGCCGCCAUAGCAUUAUUCGCGUGGAACUUAUGGGCGCAGCUUAAUUCACCGCAGUCUGUCGACGGUGCAACUGCUCGACUCGACUAUUUUUGUGCCAUUACUCUUGCACUGAAUGUGCUAUGUACAGUCAUGAUCUCAUGGAAAAUUUGGGCCGUUCACAAGAAGCUACCAGGGCCUACCGUGGCGGGAAUCCGCAUCAGGGGCGUCAUUGUUGUUAUUAUUGAGUCAGCCAUGUACUCCUUUGUUCUCAUCGCAAUCCUUGUGACAAGUACCCUGGGAGCAUUCGGAGCAUUCAUAGUCCUUGACUCCAUAUGCCCAAUCAUCGGUAUUAUCUUCUCAGCUGUGAUAGUGCGCGCGUCGAGGGAAUACCACACCGACACCUUCGUGACCGGAGAUACGCCCCUCCAGAUGCCUUCUGAGACGGAUCAAACACACUCAAAUCACUCGGAGACUGUCGCGACGUACCGGGAAGUCUUACAGUGUCUCGCGGUGUCGUACCAGAGGCAGAUUGUGCUCGGGACGCAGGACUUUGCCAGUGGGAACGGGGAGCGCGAAGAGAAAAGUCAACUAGGCACGGAGUCGCAACGUGGAAUAGCGGUGUGCUCGUAG